UGACAAACCAAAAAAAAUAUAAAAGAGGAGAGAAGAUAAAUAGCAACAGCAACAAUAGAAGGAAACCGAGUCUUUCAUUAUGGUGUUUUUAUAUUUUAUAUCUAUUAUUUUUAUUACAGUGAUAGCUUUACUAUUUGGGUUUUUAUUAUUUUGUUCGCCCAAGCCAAGAAGUAGAACAGAAAAUGAAAAAUAUUUUAGAAAUGCAAAGUCCUCUAAACAGUUGCUGCUACCAAGUCUAUUUGAUAAAGCUAGUGUGAGUUUAUCGUGUAUUGUACCUGCAUUUGAUGAAAGUAAGCGAUUACCGAAAAUGCUAGAAGAGACAGUCGAUUAUUUAGAAACAGUUAAAAAUAAAGAUACCACGUUUAGUUAUGAAAUUAUUAUUGUUGAUGAUGGUAGCAGAGAUAAUACUUGUGAAGUAGCCAUGGCUUUUGCCAAGAAAAUGCCUCAUGUUGAUAUUCGACUUCUUGUUCUGGAUAAAAAUAGAGGAAAAGGGGGUGCUGUCACUCAGGGAAUGUUAUCAGCUCGAGGCGAACUAUGCUUAAUGGUAGAUGCUGAUGGAGCAACUAAAUUCUCAGAUCUUGGUAAACUUUUAAAAGAAAUGGAUCGAAUCAAAAAAGAUGAUAAGGGAGUUGUUAUUGGUUCUCGUUCACAUUUAGUUACCACCGAAGCUGUUGUUAAGCGAUCUUUUAUUAGGAAUUUUUUAAUGCGUGGUUUUCACACAUUAGUCUACAUUUUUGGUAUUCGUGGUAUUGAAGAUACUCAGUGUGGAUUUAAGUUAUUUACUCGUAAAUCAGCUCAAAUUAUAUUCCCUAAUAUGCAUGUAGAAAGAUGGAUUUUUGAUAUCGAAUGUCUCAUGAUUGCUCAAAUUCAAAAAAUGCCCAUUUCUGAAAUUCAAGUUACUUGGCAUGAGAUUGAUGGAUCUAAAGUUAAUUUAAUGGUUGAUUCAAUGAAAAUGGCUGUUGAUUUAUUACUUAUUAGACUUAAUUAUGUUUUCGGCUUUUGGUCUGUAAAUACUAAGAAAUUCAAAUAAUAAAUGUGUAUGAUUAUAUAAUUGCGCUUAACUGAAAAAUAAACGUUUUUUUUUUUAUUUCUUUUA
This is a messenger RNA of Cokeromyces recurvatus, 1096 nucleotides long. RefSeq names its product nucleotide-diphospho-sugar transferase. Bases 80 to 1030 code for a protein of 316 amino acids. Gene Ontology annotation, cellular component: endoplasmic reticulum membrane. The record is from RefSeq and is a predicted model, not a curated record. The transcript is spliced from 4 exons. NCBI's taxonomy places the organism in Eukaryota, Fungi, Mucoromycota, Mucoromycetes, Mucorales, Mucoraceae.